AUGUCGGCCGAUCUCAUAAACAGCGUCAUCACACAGGGUCAGAAUCUUGCCACGCACAGCUGGGAGUAUGGCACCUUUGCGGAGGCUUUGUUAGAGUGGCAUAAUCCGACCUCUUCAGUAUUUGGUAGCAACGCAUUUCCGGAUGGCAAGGUACCAGUUUUGCAGGUCGCCAACACUCGUUCGCUUUCGUACGUGAAGCCUCAAAUCUCGACUAGUGGUGAUACACUUGUCGACGGAGAUGGUGCCGCUGGUGACCCGGCCUCUCUCGGUGUCUCCGCCAUUCUCAUUGGCCAAACCGACCCCGACUACCUUUCGGCGGCAGAACGUCAAGUCGAGCACCUACUCACCGCCGUCCCGAGAUAUUCGAAUGGCGCAAUUAGCCAUCGCGAAUCAGUAGCUGAGCUAUGGGCCGACUUCAUCUACAUGGCUCCACCAACACUAGCUUACUGGGCCAUCCAGUCGAACAACUCGACCCUCUUGAGUAUCGCCAUCCAGCAAUGCGUUCUAUACCGAGAGGUGCUAGGUGUUCUCGGGACUGCCAAAAACGCAGGCGGACUGUGGCACCACAUAAUCGGUCCAGAGAGCCAGGACUUGGGUAUCUGGAGUACUGGAAACGGAUGGGCCGCAGCCGGGAUGAGCCGAGUUUACGCGACGGCGAAGAAGUCGCGCUUCGCAAGUAACGAGGACAUAAAGUCGGGACUCUCGGACAUCAAGGGAAUAAUCCAAGGCAUACUGGAAGGCGCGAUGGUACUCGAUAACGUAGAGCCCAACGAGCCGCUCCUACGUAACUACCUCAACGAUACUACUUGGUUUGGCGAGCUCUCGGGCACGACACUCUUGACGGCUACCGCGUACCGCAUGGCGCAACUUGAACCAGCCGAUUUUGGAACGACCUACACGUCGUGGGCAGACAGCAAGAGGCAGACUAUCGUCGGAAAGAUAAAUAGUGACGGUCUGCUAUCUCCUGUGGUCAACCCCUUGGACUGGAACGACAAGACGCCUGCCACUCAAUCUCCGGAAGCCCAGAGCUUUGCGGUUUUGAUGUUUUCGGCAUACCGAGACUUUACCUCUGGUUCCUCGAAAAGACAAGUAGCUUCGCACCGUGAUUUACUCUUCUUUCUUGGCGGCUAA
Messenger RNA from Annulohypoxylon truncatum, 1131 nucleotides. RefSeq lists its product as uncharacterized. Lineage: Eukaryota; Fungi; Ascomycota; Sordariomycetes; Xylariales; Hypoxylaceae. Bases 1 to 1131 code for a protein of 376 amino acids. Gene Ontology annotation, biological process: carbohydrate metabolic process. The transcript has 3 exons. The record is from RefSeq and is a predicted model, not a curated record.